This is a messenger RNA of Brienomyrus brachyistius, 3967 nucleotides long. RefSeq names its product ERBB receptor feedback inhibitor 1a (gene errfi1a). Lineage: Eukaryota; Metazoa; Chordata; Actinopteri; Osteoglossiformes; Mormyridae. Bases 314 to 1564 code for a protein of 416 amino acids. The record is from RefSeq and is a predicted model, not a curated record. Gene Ontology annotation, biological process: negative regulation of epidermal growth factor receptor signaling pathway; regulation of keratinocyte differentiation. The transcript has 4 exons. Gene Ontology annotation, cellular component: extrinsic component of cytoplasmic side of plasma membrane.
CGAUCCCUCUAUAAAGAGCAUCGCAAAACUGUAUCCCGAAGUGAAUGGGUUUUGCGCAACACGGAGUUUGGAGUACAGCAGUAAAACUCAGCGCGCCUUUAAUUGCCCGUAUUACCGGGGCUUGACAGAACUGACAGGACACACUGAGUCGGCUAAACAUCGCAAAAGCCAAGGAAGAGUCUACGGCAACAUGGGGGAGGCCGUGGGAAUAGUGAGUGCGCAUUAAAUACCGUCCGCUUGUUUUAGGCAUGCUGCUGGGUGCCAGAUAGGGGCGAAGCGUCCCGUGGUUUGAACGUGACCUGAGUGUGGCUGGAUGAUGUCCAUCGCGGGCCUUGCUGCACAGGAGAUCCACCUGCCCCCAGGGAACCUCCAUCUGCGGGACAUGGCCGGGGCCAAAGCGUCCUGGAGUCAUCACCACGACUUGGACAAUUUGUACUUCAGCCUCGACGCCACGGCGAUGGAGUACAGCCUCCGAGUGCAUCAGCUGAACCCUGCUGCUACAGGACCAGAGAGACAGCGCCCCCUCCCUCACAAGCAACACAGCUCUGGGGCUCAGCGCCUGCUGUCCAGGAAGUCACACCCCCUGAAGAUAAUUCUGCCAGGCGGAGCGGAAACAUCCAACCCCAGUGAUGGUGACCAGGUGGUGCCCUCCUUCCAGCGCCUGUCGGUGUACGAGCGUACCCCCCCUCACACGCCGGCGCGCAGCACCCGGCCCCUCCCGCCACUCCCGGGGUCUGCGGUUCUGGACCAGGUUGUGGACAGUGAAGUGGAGUUCUUCACCAGUGCCGACGACAGUCACUGCCUCAUGCCAGAGGCAGGCCCCAAGUCCUUUCGGUACGGCGCACCGGGCCGUCGCAGCUACAGGGGAUGUGGCCAGAUCAACUAUGCUUACUUUGAUGGCCCUGGGGGGCCUUCCGUCCUGGAGCCCGAACUGGAACCCGCUCCAGAGCCGGAGCAGCCGGCCGUGCUGGGCGGACCGAAGCCCCAGCGGCGCCUCCAUCGCUCCCACUCGGGCCCGGCAGGCUCCUUCAACAAGUCCGCCUCGCGCUUGUCCGGCCAACCGCGUGCCGCCCACACCCAGGGAAAGCCGGAGGUGCCGCCCCGCGUGCCAUUGCCUCCACGCCCGUUCAAGUCCUCCGACUCCAGUCGCCGUUGGUCGGCAGAAGUGUCUUCUGGCGGCUACAGCGACGAUGACCGCCCCCCCAAGGUGCCUCCCCGUGAACCCUUGUCCAGUGGUGGAUCUCGCACCCCCAGUCCCAAGAGCCUCCCCAUGUACCUCAAUGGCGUGAUGCCUCCCACCCAGAGCUUUGCCCCCGACCCCAAAUACGUGAGCCGGGCCCUGCAGAGGCAGCACAGCGAAGGCUCCCCCUGCAUCCUGCCCAUCAUGGAAAAUGGCCGCAAGGCCAGCACCACGCACUACUUCCUCCUGCCCCAGAGGCCCGCCUACCUGGAUAAGCUGGAGAAGUUCCUCAGGGAGACUGACAGUGAUGCUGUCCAUGAUGGGGCCUCCGGCCUAGAGGGUGAUUGUCUGGCCAAAACUAAGCUGCCCUUGGACUUCGUGUGAAUGUGUUGUCGAUCCGAUCAGAGUGAGAUGGGGGUGAACGUCUACCGGUGAUGCAGCAGUGCCCCCUGGCUUCAUUUGACAUGCUGCUCGCUCGCCGCUCUCGUCCCGGGGUUCAAAAAGCGAGCAGCGGACUGGCCUGCCUGCUGCAGAUUUCUUUGUUCGUAUCGAAACUGGCUCGUUUUGAUCCAUCCACUGUCUUUAGUACAUCUACUCAACACUGUCUUUUGUGGGAUAUUAUUGACUAAGAAUUAUUUUUGAUAAUAUUACUGUAACUUGUCAAUAUUAUUAUUAUUAUUAUUAUUGUUAUUACUAUUUUAUUAAUAUAUAAGACAUGAUAGUGUCUUGGUAUGAGCUGGUCUUGUACCUCCUGUAAUUCAGUGUUUUUUGUUUUGCUGUUUUUCUCUGAACAUGAUGCAGAAAAGCUACAGACUACAGGUGCAUGUUGCUGUUAUUUUCAAACAUGACCCAAGAUGGGAUAGAGCAUCAGUUAAAAAAUUUAAAUUUUAAAUGAUAUGCUUGUAGAGACUGUGCAGAGACCAAGAUGUCUGAAAAGGAUCAUGAAGGAUUUUUUUUGGCAUUUUUCCCUAUUGGUUGCACAUGUCUGUGGAAACGUAGCAUCCAUUUGGGAGACCUUUUGGAGGGAUGAUCUUUUUGUGAUUUUAAAACGACUUCGUUGUAGUUUCCCCCCAGAGCUGUUUGGCCAUGCGUCAUCUCCUCUUUACAGAAGAGUGUAUGCAUGCAGGCGUGCGUGCGUGCGAGUGCGUGCAAGGUAUCGUGAGAAUGUUGCAGUGUAUUGGUGUGAGGCACGGAAGGACAGUGAGUUUGUGUGUCUCUCGGUGCUUGUCCUGGGCAGGAGUCACGGGGUGUCUGUCUACGUUUUGUUUGAAGUGCAUAAGUGUAGUCACUGGUGUUUUGUGUGUGCACCCCUUUGGUGUUAGAAAGCACAAUAGCACACCCCAACAUUUUAAAAAUGAAGGAGGUUUUCCACAGUUUAUCUGGCUUCUGAUCUGUAAAAACUACCUUUUCUAAAUGUGAAACAUACCAGUCGUGCUUCAGAAAGCCGUUGUAUGUUGUUUUGGUCUACCUGUCAGAAACGGGACUCUAGUUUUGCCCCAAAUAGAUCUCAUCUUAAUGCUAUUUAUUCAAAGUGCUGUUUUAUUCUUUUCAUUGUCUUGUAUUAACUAAAACCUCGGGAAGUGAAUUUUCAGACAGUCCCUGAGCAGAUUGCUCAGACCAGGCCCAACCAGUUUUACCCCACAGCGCAGACAGCCAACAGACACCUUCCAUCCCACACCUAAUCUGUAUCUCUGUUAUUUGUUCAUGUUGUCCUGAAGUGAAGGGAUCAACAACCUUGGUCCAAUGAUUGGGUCAGUUACAGGCCAAAGAUAAACACACCAAAAUCUACCCUACUUUACCCCCAAGGCUGCUUACACAAACUUGCAAAUACGUUUUUAGUUGGUUUUUUGGUUGCUAAGUAUGGUGACAUUGGUAUCUAAUGCAGAAAGUCCAUGCAGAGAGAUAAAGCUAGACCAGCUUAUGACUGAAGAAUUGCAGCAUGCUUCUCUGGUCCAUAUAAUGGCUUUGAGGAACCUUCAACUCACUUUCCGGGUAUCUGUUUUCACAGGUCCUUCAAAGAAGACUUCACAUAGUACUUGGUUCUGGUCUGCCAAAGUUCUUGCUUGUUUGGUUGAAGAUUGUUCUAUUGCGAGUCCUGCAGGGUUGGGGAGUGCAGUUUUGAGACAUCCCUGGCUAUUUGGGUCUGUUUGGUCCUUGCAGCUGCUCUCGUAUUGGCACGUUCUAGAAACCAAAAGUCACUGAGGUCUGUCGAGACACUGCAGGACAGUUUAUCAGGCUUAAUCAUGCCUUUCUGCUGGACAAUGCCGUAGAUAGUAUAACCUGGAUUUGAAAGAUGUUACAUUGGAUUUUAAGUUUUGUGUUAUGGAGGUCUUGAACACACCAGUGGGGUGUAAAUGUAGAAUGUAUUUUUUUUAAUCAUCCUGACAUGCACCAUAUCAUAAAAAUAUCAUAAAAAUAUCACUCACUGUGCAAAUACCAUGUCUUAUUCUUUGUCAGAUUACCAGAAAGCUGUUUACAUUAGAAAACGAAUAUAUAUAUAUAUAUAUAUAUAUAUAUAUAUAUAUAUAUAUAUAUAUAUAUAUAUAUAUAUAUAUAUGACAUUGUGAAUGAAUUUACUUUGAACUGUCUAUGUCUUAUUGAAAAACUAAAUGAAGGCAUGUUUAAGAAUUUGACAUUCUUUGUUGUGGUAGUAGAAAAUGCACUGAUAUUACAGUACGUAAUGUGUACAGUAUUUUACAGAAGUCAUGUUGUAUUGAAGAAUGUUGUACUUAAUAUUCUGUCUAUAAUCUUGAGAAAGAAAUAAUAAAAUGACUUAUUUAUGAGUGA